Molecule: messenger RNA, 2458 nt
Organism: Bactrocera latifrons
Lineage: Eukaryota; Metazoa; Arthropoda; Insecta; Diptera; Tephritidae
Product: SLIT-ROBO Rho GTPase-activating protein 1-like
Biological process (GO): signal transduction; negative regulation of cell migration
Cellular component (GO): cytoplasm
Molecular function (GO): protein binding
Source: RefSeq, a predicted model, not a curated record
ACUUAAUAAUAGCUAAAAAAUAAUCGACAAUUUCAUUGUUUGUACUCUUGGUUAAAAGGCUACUAAUACUACAUUGCAUUAUGGGAUGAACCGAUUUUGAUGAUCAUAUAAAGAUGGGUGAAAAGGAUCAGGAUAUAAAGAGCCCAAUGAAAAGAGUGGGAUCUACAAGAAAGAUCGUUAUGUUCAGUAGUAUUCGUCAGCAACUUAAUGAACAACUACGUUGUCUUGAUACCAGAGUGGAGUCACAAAUUGGAUUAAUUCAAGAAAUACAAGAUUUCUUUCGCCGUCGUGGGGAAUUAGAGUUAGACUACAGUAAAAGCUUAGAGAAGUUUGCACGUGGAUUGCUCUUAAAACACAAGGAACAGAAACAAAAAAGAGAUCACUGGCCAAUAUUUUCGACGUUUGCGUGUUGGCAACAUUUAGUUAAGGAAACUCAGUCUUUAUCAAAAGAUCACGCAAUAUUGGCCGACCUAUAUUCCAUAAGUAUUGUUGCAAGUUUACAGACCACUAUUGAAGAUGUUCAGAGGAUAUAUAAGAAGGUUAAAUUAAUAGGAUAUGAAAUUCACGAAGAUAUUCAACAUUUACUUCAAGAACUUCAUACGACAAUGAAAACUUAUCAAAGAUACGAGAGUGAAUGUAAAUCAGCUAAGCUAAAGUUGGUUACUGCAGAAUCCCAGAGAAAAAAAUUAGAGCAGACAAUUGCAAAAGAAAAACUGGACCGGAAUAAGAAAUAUAAACUUACCGAAAAAGAAAUAGUCAAGAGGGAUACAAAAUAUAAAGAUGCAAGACUGAAAGCGCUAAAAGCUAAAACUGAAUACCAGUUAUGUUUGGAAGCUUCAAAUACUACCAUACAUAAAUAUUUUGUGGAAGAUUUGUGUGAUCUAAUAGAUUGUAUGGAUCUUGGAUUUGGAUCAAUGAUUUCCAAAGCGAUAUUAAUGCAUGUUUCGGCAGACCAGGGUCGAUCAAGGGCAAUUCUUCAACAAGCAGAUAAUCUCUCACAUUUAAUACACUCGAUCGAUUGUCGAGCUGAUAAGCAAAAAUUUUUAGAACACCAUCAUGCAGCAUUUAUAAUACCUAAACGUUUAGAGUUGCAAUACCAACAAGAUCAGACUGAAAUAAUUGAAGUGGAUAUAAAAAAAGAAUUACAUUUAGAUAUGGAACAAAGAUUAGAAACUUUAGGUCAACGGUUGCGAGAUCUUCGUAUAGAAUGCGACGAAGUUUGGAAGUCACUCGAGACUGCUGAAACGAAACUCUUGGAACAUUAUAAUAACAAGGACAAUGACACCAGCGAUAUUUUCACUGAAGGUAAACUCUAUAUACAUAAGACACCCAACAGCAAUAUUACGCCUAAGUUAAAAGCUGAAAAGCAGGACAUCGAAGAUUAUUACAUAAUGAAAAUUCGAGAAUAUAUAAACGGAACUUCACGCAUAGCACGUUUAAGCGCAAAGGCUGAAUUUAUACGAAAUGUUUUAGUUAAGAACAAUUCAUGUUGUUUACCUUCUCAAACGAAAGUCAUAACAUCAACCCGGAAGCGAAUUGGACGUGUUAAUAUUACUGGCCAACCAAAAUUAUUUGGCGGUUCCUUAGAAGAAUAUUUAGAAUUUACCAACGAGGAAGUACCACUCGUUAUGCGUAGCUGCAUACGUGUCAUUAAUUUAUAUGGAUUACAUCAUCAAGGAAUAUUUAGAGUUUCCGGUUCCCAAGUGGAAAUUUCAAAUUUUCGAGAAGCAUUUGAAAGGGGCGAAGAUCCGCUUGCAGAUACAAAUGACGCGUCGGAUAUUAAUUCCGUUGCUGGGCUUUUAAAGCUGUACUUGCGAGAAUUGAGGGAGCCAUUGUUUCCUAUAGUAUAUUUCGAACAUUUUGUGUCUAUUGCAGAAAUACGUUCAAAAGAGGAUAUCAUAACAGCAAUAAGAAAUUUUUUAAGCAAUCUUUCUCCAACGGUUUUAAUAGUUAUUCGUUAUUUAUUCGCUUUUCUAAAUCAUCUAUCGGAAUAUGCGGAUGAAAACAUGAUGGAUGCAUUUAAUUUAGCUAUUUGCUUCGGUCCGACCCUCAUGCCUGCGCCGGAAGAUAAAGAUCAAGUUCAAUACCAAAAUCAGAUAAACGAGCUUAUUAAAUGUAUGAUAUUAUACCACGAUGAUAUUUUUCCGCCUGAUUUAGUAGGCUUGGAAUACGAAAAAUAUAUAUCUCACGAACCUUUCAUGGAUAUUUUUGUUGGUGAAUCCCCUGUUGAUAAUGUGACCGAAGAUCCGGACUCAGAAAUUUGCCCCUCCGAAGAUGAAUCAGAAACUCUGGAAGCCACAGUUCAGUUCGAUUUUAAAGCACGAUCGAAUCGCGAAUUAUCAAUUCGAAAAGGAGAUAUUGUAAUCUUACGAAAACAGGUAUCUAAUGAUUGGUGGCACGGAGCACUAAAUGGAACAGAUGGACUAAUACCAGAUAAAUAUAUAUCGCUUAGAAUCAA